AACUGAUCUCAUCCUCCUUGACAACGUUCAAAGAAGUGUGACAGUGUACCCGGUGUCAACGAAUUAUGUUCAAUCAAUUCGCAUAAAAACAGCCUCAACAAUGAACGAACCAAAGGUACGCGAGUUAAAGCGUUCUGAGCUUAACUGGGAGCGCCAAUUGCAUCGGAAGGCGGAAAUCGACAUCAAUCGUGCAGGUCUAGGAGAAAUGCUUCAAGAAGUUCAGGAAAUCGAAAAUCUUGCCUGUCAGGAAAUUAAAGGACUUGCGUCGAGGAUCAAACGACGGAAGCAUGCUGAUGUCAAGGAUCUGUUGAAGCUUAGCUAUGGUUUUCAACAAAGUGCCGAAAACAUUUCCACAUUCCUACGGAUUACGGGUUCGAUCAAUGUAAUCGUAAAAGAGUUAACCGGCCAGUCGUCAGAUCUACAACAGCUGGCAGGAGAAUGUUUGUGCAAUCUAACCCUUGGCGACGAGGUUUGCUGUGAAAAAGUUGCCACUUUUGCCGGUACAUAUCUAAUGACAUUUUUGGAAAAUCUAAACAAUCGUCCGUUGAAUUGUACGUGCAUAUGGACCUUGCAAAACAUUAUUUCGUCAGGAACGAAAGCUAUGAAAGUUUUGCACUCACAAGGGAUUGUAGCAAGAUUUAUUCAUUUGUUAGCUGAGACUGGAUAUGACGAACUAUAUGCUGAGAUCUUAUUAGCCAUCGAUCUAAUAUUAGAAUAUGGAUUUGAUUUCAUAAGCGAAGAAACGAUUCUCACCAAGUUAUUACCCAUUAUAUCUUCAAAGAAACCACAACCUAGCAGUCUGAAAGUUCUUUACAAAUCCUUGUUUUUAGUCCGUUUUGAAACCAUCGAACCCAGUACAUUGCAGUUGAUCACAAGCCACAGUGUCGAUAGUUUAGCGCUAUUACUUGUAAUGAAUGCUCAUACCGACCAUUGUGUUGAAACAGUACUCGCAGUAAGGAUACUAGCCAAUCUAAUAGCAAAAAAUGAUGUAACAUACUGCGAUAUGUUGCUUAGCGAGUGUCAGCAAAGAAACGUAAAUCUAACUGACGUUUUCAACGUGAACUCGAAGGCUGGACAUGUUCAAAUUUGCAAAGAGUUACUUUGGUUUUUAGGGAAUUUACAAAAAGCAGUGAAUCAGCAUAAGCCGGAACUGCAUAAUUUAUUUCAAAGUUUGAAUGUUCCCAAACUAUUAUGUUAAGUAGAACGUUUGAAAUUAUCAACGAGUGAAUUAACGCAUUACAUCGCAUGAACGAGUACAGUAUUUCCUUCGUCGCCACGACAUCGGCUCGUUACACAGAGGGUCGAGUUAUCUAAUAAAAACAUGAAACUAAUGGUUUAACCUUUAGAAGUGUGAUGAUAUUUAUUUCGUCUUGAAUUAACAACC
Molecule: messenger RNA, 1384 nt
Organism: Topomyia yanbarensis
Lineage: Eukaryota; Metazoa; Arthropoda; Insecta; Diptera; Culicidae
Exons: 4
Coding region: 101-1198 (365 amino acids)
Source: RefSeq, a predicted model, not a curated record